This is a messenger RNA of Suillus subalutaceus, 1881 nucleotides long. RefSeq lists its product as uncharacterized. Lineage: Eukaryota; Fungi; Basidiomycota; Agaricomycetes; Boletales; Suillaceae. The record is from RefSeq and is a predicted model, not a curated record. The coding region runs from base 1 to 1881 and encodes 626 amino acids. The transcript is spliced from 6 exons.
AUGAAGAUAGGUAGAUGCACCCCACUGCAAAGAUCCCACAGGGUAGAAGCAAGGGGAAGCAGAGGUAGGAAAAUUUGGGUCAAGGUCCCACUUGCAAGCACAAAAAGACGUGCAUACAGGUCCAUGCCUAGCUCUCCCCCAGAAUCACCAACACUUCGGCCUGUUGAGGCACCACCUCUUUGGGAAGACAUUCCUGACAAUACUUACGAGCAAGACCAAGGCUCAUUUGAGCCUUUGCAACUCCCAAAAACCAUGGCAAGUUCAUGUAAAAUUCAGAAUGACUACCUCAGGCAAUGGCUGCCAAGGCAGAAAUCAUAUCUGCAUCACCUCCUGGAUCGAGAAGCUCCACCAGAAGAUAGGAGAUGCGUCGUCUGCGACCAGGAUGGGGUCUACAAAUGUCAAGAUUGUCUUGGGGAGCCACUCUAUUGCACUGGCUGUUGCAGAAGUCAACAUCUUUGCAAUCCCUUCCAUUGGAUCAGUCAAUGGAAUGGUCAAUUCUUUGAGCAAAGUUGUCUCGCUCACGUCGGACUCGUCAUACACCUCGGUCAUGAGGGCAAACAAUGUCCGGUACUUACGGAUAGGUGGGACUUGUUCGAAGAAGACGAACCGGAAGACCAGCUUGAGCCUGAAGAUCUACCAUCUGUGUCGGGACCCGAGUUCCAGCCGAAGGAAAACACCAUGGUCAUCAUUGACAAGUCCGGAGUUCAUCGCCUCCGGGUUCGAUGCUGCGAUUGUCCAAAUGCCAUGAGUCCAGACCUUCAAAUGUUUCGACAUGGAUUUUUCCCCGCUUCAUUUAACAAGCCGAAGACUUUAUUCACCUUCAGGGUUCUCGAUGAUUUUCUAUUGGACAACCUUGAAUGUGGGACCUCGGCGAUGAACUAUUACAGCAAGCUCCGGCGAAUGACCUCGAGGAUGUUUCCACACCUUGUACCGGACCGAUACCGAGAGCUCAUGAGAGUCGCCCGACAGUGGAGGCAGUUGAAGACGAUGAAAUGGCAUGGCUUCGGCCAUUGUUCCGACAGCCCGAAUGCAGGAGAUCUCGCAUUAUUUUGCCCGGCAUGUCCUCAGCCUGGGAUUAAUCCAUUUGAUGAAGUUUGGCUGUCAGAUGGGUUGGGAUUCAUGGUGGGAAAGGACAGGUAUAACACGCAUCUUGCAGAGGCUGCCGACACUUUAGAAAAAUCAAGCUGCAACAAUCACCGGGCAGUAAAUCAAGCAAAUGCGGCUCGGCACAAGCUGGAAUCCACGGGUAUCGGGGGAGUAGCCUGUGCGAGACACGGUUGCUUUGUUCCUCACUCGAUGGUAGAUUUUCAGAAAGGCGAAAGACAAAUGAACAUGGACUAUGCCCUUUGUGAGGCUGCCCGGCACAACAUGGAAGGCAUCACCAGGGCGGUCACCUUCUAUGAUAUCAACUGUCAAUACAACAAGCACUUUCGGGUUCGGGUGGAUCGAAGCCGAUUUCUCGAAAUGGUUCCGGAAUUGACCAUCAUUCCCGGAAUCGGGUUGUGGCACAUCCACGGACAUCAGGACAGCUGCUAUGUCCGAUAUGCGUCGAAUUUUAUCGAAGGCAUCGGUCGGAUUGAUGGAGAGAUCAUGGAGACCCUAUGGUCACGUCUCAACCUGAUUUCCCCUGCUGCUCGGGGAAUGUCAUCCCCGCAUCGAAAGGAAUGUCUCGAUUAUCAGAUGAAUGAUUCCAAUUUCUGCAAGAUGAUCCGCAUGAAAAGGACCCUUUGCCGAAAAUACAAGCAGGCGAAGAAUGGCAUUGCCGAAACACCCGGCGAUUCAAAGACAGAGUGGCUAGCCAGCGAGAGGAUCGCUCAGUCCAGCAGAAUAAAUAAUCCUGCGGCUAUGGAUGUAUAUGAGAUUAAUAUCAAGAAGGGUUAG